AUGACAGCGGUAUCUCCAAUCAAUCCAACUCCACAAUUCAGUACCGCUAGCAAUAUGACACUCCCUCUCACUCAUGCUACUUGCGCUAUCCAGGAAUACCCAGGAACACUGCUCAGUCAGAAUCACUGGAUACCAACUUACAUUCAGUCCCAUUCCAGUCGACCAAUUCAGCUCAAGGACAUUUUGGUGUUAGAAGACCAAGUACAGCUCAUGUACCACUAUACCGGAGUAGUUGACAAGAUAUUAGGAGUACAGGGAGGAUGUGUGGAUAUACGAGUCCAGAAGGACAGGUCUGAUGGUCCAAUUCCUCCAAUCACCCUUACUAUGCCUCUUCACUAUUUUCAACUCCCAUUCCACUGGCGCCUUAAAUGUGCAUAUCAGCAACUUCAGCUCAAGAUUACACAUUUCUAUCAUUGCUCUAUGCUGGAGCCAGUAUACCCCCAGACAGUGCAAGGAGACCUUCAAGCAGUGUUAGAUUCACUGGCAGCAGAAUAUCCAGAAGGAUCUUGUAAAGGGAUACCAGAGAACCUCUUAGAGGACGACGAUUACUACUUCAAAGUUGUUGAUUCGCGACCACAUCACUAUCGUUAUACCUAG
This is a messenger RNA of Suillus plorans, 597 nucleotides long. RefSeq lists its product as uncharacterized. The transcript has 2 exons. Bases 1 to 597 code for a protein of 198 amino acids. NCBI's taxonomy places the organism in Eukaryota, Fungi, Basidiomycota, Agaricomycetes, Boletales, Suillaceae. The record is from RefSeq and is a predicted model, not a curated record.